AUGAGAAUUUAAUUAAUUAAGGAAAAUCAAAUUAUUAAUCAUCUGGUUUAAUUAGAAUUUAUGAGAGAUUUUAAAUUAAUAACUAAGAUAUUAUAAUUAUGGAAGCAGGAGAAAUAGAUUUAUAUGAUUAUAUAAAAUAAUAAUAAUAGAAUUUAUCAUUUGAUUAGAAAUUAAAGAUUUUAAUUUAAGUAUAAUAAUAAUAACAAAUAUUAAUAGAUAACUUAAUCAAUAUAAUAUUUACAUUAAAAUAAUUUAAUUCAUAGAGAUAUUAAACCUGAAAACUUUAUUAAAGUUGCAGAUUAAUUUAAACUUAUUGAUUUUGGAUUAAUUAGACAAAAUUAAGGUAGGAUAAAGACAAUGGGAAUUGGUACACCUUUGUUUUAAGCUCCUGAAAUUGUAGAAAAUAGUUAAAAUUACACAAAAGCAGUAGACAUUUGGUCACUAGGUUGUGUAUUUUAUGAAAUUUUGACUUAAGUAUCUUUAUUUUAAGGUAUAUAACUUUUGUAAAUAUAGGGAAAACUCAUUAAGAAUUAAUAAAUAUGAUUAAAAAUUGUAAAAUUGAUAAGAAAUAUCUAUUAGAAAGAUUAGACUAAUUACCAAAAACAGGUAAAAAUGAUGAUGAAUUAAAGACCUUGUUAAUAUAAAUGUUAGAACCUUUUGA
Messenger RNA from Paramecium primaurelia, 661 nucleotides. The record is from the annotation of a GenBank genome assembly. NCBI's taxonomy places the organism in Eukaryota, Ciliophora, Oligohymenophorea, Peniculida, Parameciidae.